This is a messenger RNA of Arachis stenosperma, 582 nucleotides long. RefSeq lists its product as uncharacterized. Gene Ontology annotation, cellular component: trans-Golgi network; endosome. The transcript is spliced from 3 exons. The record is from RefSeq and is a predicted model, not a curated record. Lineage: Eukaryota; Viridiplantae; Streptophyta; Magnoliopsida; Fabales; Fabaceae. Bases 1 to 582 code for a protein of 193 amino acids.
AUGCUUCACUUUCUCCAAAGACCUCUCUCUCUUCCAUUUAUUCUCACCAUAUUCAUCUUCUUCACGUGGAUCUCCCUUCAUUUCCACACUGCUUCCAAAGCUUCUUCCUCUUCCCGGCAUUGGAGUGCCAUAGAUGAUAUUAACGCCAACUUGCUCAGAUUUCGAUCUGGAAUUCCUUCCAACAUUCUGAAAGAUGAGCGUGGUUGGCUCCUUGAUCCAUUGUCUCUUGCCUCUUCUUCUGGUAUUUCAGGUGGAGCUAUCACUUGUGCUUCAAUUCAUGCAGGAGAAAUCCGACCAGGAAAGUUAAGAGGAAAUCAUAGACACCAUGAUUGUAACGAGACACUUGUUAUUUGGGGUGCUAUGACAAGAUAUAGGUUGGAGAAUAGCAAAGUUCCUCAUAAACGUUAUGGUGAAGUGACCAUUGGGUUCGAUGACAUUAUUGUUGCUGCUAGCCCUAGUGGGACAGCCCACGCAAUAAAAAACAUAGAUCAGAUUCGGAGUACAUUUUUCAUAGGAUGUCAAGACAAUGUUAUAAGUUAUAAUGUCUCAAGUACCGACUUUAAUGUUUGGAAAGAUCUUUAA